Messenger RNA from Sesamum indicum (sesame), 1925 nucleotides. RefSeq lists its product as uncharacterized. Gene Ontology annotation, molecular function: nucleotidase activity. NCBI's taxonomy places the organism in Eukaryota, Viridiplantae, Streptophyta, Magnoliopsida, Lamiales, Pedaliaceae. The record is from RefSeq and is a predicted model, not a curated record.
CAUCAAAGUGUGAAGCACGCGCCAAUGGAGACACUUCUACCAGUGCUCCCAUGCCUCUUUCCAAAUCCAAAACCAGUUACCCACCACCAUUUGAAUCUCUCUCCCUCUCACUCUCCGAAAAUUUUUACCCGGACUCAAUUUAGUCGAAUUUAUAAUUUAAAGAAAGUGAUUAAUUACAUAGUAGAUGUGAUUGAAUUUGUUCAGCCGAGACUGGUCGGGCAAGAAUUUUCCCCGACUCUCACUGCAUAAUAGGGUUUUGAGUUUCUACCCCUGUUCGCUCCGCUUAACAUCCUUUUCUUCUUCAUCAUCAUUUCAUCAGUUUCCACUUCUUCUCAUUGCUUUUCCCCCUUCAAAUGACAACGCCAGUGGUGAAGAAUAACUUCUUGCCACCCGGGCUGGUCUCUAAUCUUCAACAAGUACUGGCUAACCGCAUGCCCGCCGGAAAUGACGGCGUAUCGUCCAAGCCAGUUAUAAAUGAUGAAGAUUCGAGCCAGCCCUCUUCUUCCGGCAACGAGCCCGGUGAUGAUAACGUGUCCAAGCCCAUCAUAUUGGUUACCAAUAGUGAUGGGAUUGAGUCCCCGGGUCUUUCCUAUUUGGUCAAUGCUCUCGUUAGUGAAGGCGUUUACAAUGUCAAUGUCAUUGCCCCUCAAUCGGACAAAUCUGCUGCGGGGCAUUCAGUGUCGUUGAAGGAGACAGUUGAGGUGGUAACAGCUGAUAUUAAUGGUGCUGUUGCUUAUGAAAUUUCUGGAACUCCUGUGGAUUGUGUGUCAUUGGCAUUGUCUGGGGCACUGUUUUCGUGUUCAAAGCCUCUCUUGGUACUUAGUGGUAUCAACAAGGGUUCAAGCUGUGGCCACCAUAUAUUCAAGAAAUCCAGGUUUUAUUCGAGCGUUGUUGCUGGAGCCAGGGAAGCAUUAAUGAAUGGUGUGCCUUCUAUGUCAAUAUCACUAAACUGGAAAAAAGAUGGUAGUCAGGAAAGUGAUUUCAAGGAUGCUGUGACUGUGUGUUUACCAUUAAUAAAUGCAGCCAUGAGAGAUAUCGAGAAGGGGAUUUUCCCGAAAGGCCUUGCAUUGAACGUAGAAGUUCCAACAUCACCCUUGACAAACAAGGGACUUAAAGUUACAAAGCAAAGCCUUUGGAGGUCCACUCUUAGCUGGCAAGCCAUUUCAGGAACCAGGCAUCAGGCGGCUUCUCGUUUCAGCGGCAGCCAGCUGGGCCUUGGCAUGCAGUUUGCACAACUGAGCCGUGAUGCCUCGGCAGCUGGUGCCGUUCGCCGUUUGGCCACACAGAAAAAGAAUAUUGAGAUUGUUGAAUCAGUUGGUGCUGCAGGGAAAUCCGUGUUUAAGAGAACGGUGAAGUAUUUCCGGGUAGAGAUGCUCGACAAGGAUCAGGAAGAAGACAAUGAGGAUCUGGAUUUUAGAGCACUUGAAAAUGGCUUUGUUGCAGUUUCUCUACUCCCUCUAUCUGCACAUUUAGAUUCAGAGACUGAGGCCGCUGCUUUGGACUGGAUUUCAUCUGCACUCCUAGUGGGAGAAUAAGAAUACUUGCUGGAAACGCGAGUAAUAUUGUAUAUUUGAAGAAAUGAUCUUAGCCGCAUACACGGCAGGUAUUUGUGCGAACCAUACUGCAAUACUUAAAAUUUUCCACUUGUUGAUCAGUUUGAUGUGCUCCGAGGCAAAUGCUUCCCCUGUUGAGUUUCAGUGUGUGGCAUAGUGUAAAAUGGCAGUGUUUCUCAAAGUUUCUGUGUUUGACUUACUGAUAUAAAUGUGUGUAGGUGGUUUGACCAUUUUUCCUUUUUUCUUUUCUACUAGUGUGUUGAGUGAGCUGAGGUGGGUUGGUUUGUAUUCAUAUUCCACCUUGUAAAGGAUGAUGUAAUACUUAGAUAGGUUAUUUUCAUGCUAAUGAUUAAUCAGUGGAUUUGUUGUUGA